CCGAUAAUUUUAAUUUUGAUAACUACGUGUAUAACUCAAGGAGUCAGAUAUUACAUGAGGGGUAUUGAUGAAGAUGGUUUUGCUGCUAAUUUUGUUGAGACGGAGCAAAUAAUUAAUUACGAAAGACACACCUCCUCAUUUGUACAGACCCAUGGUUCAAUACCCCUCCAUUGGUCCCAAAGGCCUACACUCAAGUACAAACCGACUCCUAAAGUCGACUCGUCCUCCAACGAGCAAGAGACCGGGAUACAGCUCCACUUUGAUAGACAGAUAGUUCAUUAUGGACGCCAGACUGUUGUGAAUCUUAUCAACCAGAAGGGAUCCGAGAAGAAAUUAGGAGGCUUUUCAAUACUUGUGACUAAACUGUCCAGCUUGCCAAUUUGGUACGAGAGAGAGAGAAGGACUAAUGUAGUGCAGAGUUUAUUGGCAAGGAGGAGCCUAUCAGCUCAAUUGAAAAGUUUUGGCGUAAUCAGCGAAGGAGAAAAACUAGAGCAGAAAAAAGAAUUCGAGACUAGUUUCAAAAACAUAUGGGCUGACAAUGCUGACUAUUGCGCAAUACAGUAUGCUGGAACUGGUGCUUUGAAAACCGACUUCACUAGAACGGGCAAGAGGACUCCACUUGGUGCUAUAAAGGAUGGGUAUAAUUCUGCCAUUAGAUAUUAUUAUAAUAAUUUUGCCGAUGGAUUCCGUCAAGUAAGA
This is a messenger RNA of Amphimedon queenslandica, 699 nucleotides long. RefSeq names its product phosphatidylinositide phosphatase SAC1-like. Gene Ontology annotation, molecular function: phosphatidylinositol-4-phosphate phosphatase activity. The record is from RefSeq and is a predicted model, not a curated record. Gene Ontology annotation, cellular component: endoplasmic reticulum. Gene Ontology annotation, biological process: phosphatidylinositol dephosphorylation. NCBI's taxonomy places the organism in Eukaryota, Metazoa, Porifera, Demospongiae, Haplosclerida, Niphatidae.